Molecule: messenger RNA, 1867 nt
Organism: Solanum stenotomum
Lineage: Eukaryota; Viridiplantae; Streptophyta; Magnoliopsida; Solanales; Solanaceae
Product: serine/threonine-protein kinase MPS1-like
Exons: 3
Coding region: 224-1867 (547 amino acids)
Biological process (GO): protein localization to kinetochore; peptidyl-serine phosphorylation; meiotic spindle assembly checkpoint signaling
Cellular component (GO): nucleus; kinetochore; spindle
Molecular function (GO): ATP binding; protein serine/threonine kinase activity; protein serine/threonine/tyrosine kinase activity
Source: RefSeq, a predicted model, not a curated record
GAACUUUAGAGAAGCUCUAAACUCUCUCUCUCUCUCUUUUCAAUUUGGUGUUCAUGGAUCCACAGAUUCAUCACCAUUUUCAUAAACUAAGCACUAUAUAGAUCUCAUCUCUCUCUUUCUCUCUGUUUCUAUAUAUUUGGGUAUAUGAUACUUUUAUUAGUCAAUUGUGUAGUAGUACUAUGUCGUGAACAUAUUGGAGAGAAAUGCAAGUUGCAAUUGAUCAAUGGAAGGUGAGAAGGCGAACCUUCUAGGACCAGAAGCAGCAGCAGCAGCGUCCAAGCCCAUUUCCAUUCUUCCAAUCGAUCCGUCAGAAUCCGCUAAUGUCAGCCGUUCCUUUACACUCUCUUCAACAACAACCACGACGUCUUCCUCCUCAUCUUCUCCACCGGAUUUCCUCCGUCACAUUCAAGCCGCCUUCAAACGCCCUCGUCCUCGGGGUACAAUGCAAUCAAAUGGUAUUAUGCCAAGGAGAUCGGUAGCUCCUGUGCGGCAAGCAUCAAGAGGCUCUACUGUGAAUACAGAUUGUACAGUUGAAGCAAAGAAGACCCAAGAUGAAAUUCCCCUGAGUCACAGAUUAAUGGAAUGUAUUUCACAACCAAAGAACAUUGGCUCUGACACUGUAGAAGCUCAAGAGGAUGCAUCUAUGCCACCUUCGGAGUAUGGUUCCACAGUAGACAUGCAUGAAGAGAAUUAUAAUUCAUUCAAUAGUUUGAGAGAUCAACCAAGAUCCUUCACUGGUCAUAGAAGCAACAUUACAUCUGCUUCCUUGGGAACAGAGUGUGAGCAUGUUUUAUUGGCUGAAGGGCAGAAGAAGGUCCAUUUUGCUGCUGAUAGCACUUCCAGGUCUCAGGGUGUGAAUAACCGAAUGGUCACUGGAACAGAGGACUUGUUGUCUCAUGUGAAUUCACUUACAUUGACAGAAAUGGAUUGGGAUGUCGGAAAUCAGAUGGAGGCUGUCACCGCUGCUAGCCAAGUCUUGAGAGAUCAAAAUAUUCAUACCACCGAUGUGGAUGGUAACGGGAAUUCCUCUCUAUUGGCAAAUAGAACAUUAGGAGUUGCAGAUCAGAUUCACCAAUUCAGGAACUUCUUACGGAAUGAUUUGAGCCACCCCAUGACUCAAGCUUCAGUGGUUGGUUCAAGCUGCACUACAACUACAUUGAUAAACUCGACAUCUGCUCCCAUGCUAAACUCAACAACCUAUUGUCCACAAUAUCAUCUUGCAAGCAACUCUAUGGAGUCACUGGGGGAACAUAAACUGAAAUCUGAACAUCUGAUGCAAUCUUCUUAUCCUGUUCCAAUGAAUGAAAACAGGCUUUCAGCUGAUCAGACAGCUAUUGCUGUACCUAGUUCUACCACUGAAACUGAUUCAGAAGUUAAGAGACCUAAUCUGGCUGAAGGGCCGAAGAAUAGUAUGCUGAUUAAAGGUGACAUGCCUAAAGAUACUUCCCCUCUCGAGGAUAACUCAGCCAAAGAAUGUGUUACGGAUAUACAAUCUGAAGCUCCCUUGUCAAAAGUUUUAUCUUCCAACAUGAAGUUGGAACCUUCUAAGUCUGAAAAGCAAGAAAAAAGUGUGGGUAGUAAAGCAACAUCUUCGUCUCGUAAAAAAGGUUAUGAUCCUGAUACAUUUUUCAAAGUUAACGGAAAACUUUACCAAAGGCUUGGCAAGAUAGGUAGUGGUGGAAGUAGUGAGGUCCACAAAGUCAUUGCAUCAGAUUGCUCAAUUUAUGCCUUGAAGAAAAUCAAACUUAAAGGUCGUGACUAUGCUACUGCAUAUGGGUUUUGUCAGGAAAUUGAGUAUUUAAAGAGACUGAAGGGAAAGAACAACAUCAUUCAACUAAUUGACUAUGAGGUACGUACUUUACUAUAG